AUGGCAGGAACAAACUUAGCACUUCCUUUCCUCAUGAUCAAUCUAGGUGGCGAAAUGAUGUAUAUCCUCAACCAAAGACUUAACGCCCAGCAGAUUCCUAAUGAUAAAGCUGACAAGGUUAGAGUUGACGUGAUAAAGCACCUAUUUUCUGAUGCAUUUAUAGAUGAAAUGAUGCGUCCUCAGCCUCUCUAUACAAUGAUUUCAACUCGUCAGACGUUUGAUAAGCUAGCGCAUUCUUCCAUUAUGAAGCUUCAGACUUCUUCAAUGAAUAAGCUGUUCGACCUUAUGGUGAUGGGUGUCAAAAUGCAAUUCCUCUGUGUAAAAUACCCUGAAGAAAUCUUACAGGUGACUCUUAACCAUUUAAAAGAACUCUUAGCACUGAUCCCUGGCAAUGAAGCUCAAUUGAUAAUUACAAAGGUUAUUAAUAGGGUUAAGGAAAGAUAUUUAGGGAUGAGCUCAGCCACAAUGGCAAGAAUUAGGCAGACUUUAUUGAAAUUCUUCCAAAAUAAGUACGCAAAAGUUACAUUAUUGCUGAGCCGAGGAAUUCAGCUACAGGAUGGCACUAUAAAAAUCACAACAUCAGAAGCUUGUCCCAUAUGUGAAACGCCUGGCAAAAUCAGACGGUUUUUACAAACUGGAGAAGUCGUCAGGGAAUAUACCAGGAUUUUAUCCAAAAGUGACGGAUUUAUCGCUGCAAGAUAUGAGUCAAGAUACACUGAAAAUUCAACAACACUUGGCUUUAAUUUAUAUGCCACUGAUAAGCCCUUCGCUCCGCUUCCUCCAGAAGAGCAAAAAGCGCCAGCUCCGGCUCCUGCUAGGCGAUAUGUGAGCGCUCCUGAUAAAACAAGGGUGGAAAUAGCCAAGCAUGAGCUGAAUAGUCUAGCAAGUAUGAUUGCUGGCCCUGAUGAAAAUCCUGCUGACUUUUUUGAGCUGAAUUUGAACUUUCAAAUGAUGGAGGUAGAAGAUGUAACUAAUAUAAGGCAGGUUGAGGGAAAACGCGUGCAUAACGAAGAACUUUUGAAGUUUGAAAGAGAAUUUGACGGAGCGACAGAAGCUAGCAUCAGAGACCAAGACCCUGAUAAUUUGUUAGAUCUUAUUGAAUAG
Messenger RNA from Blepharisma stoltei, 1104 nucleotides. The record is from the annotation of a GenBank genome assembly. Lineage: Eukaryota; Ciliophora; Heterotrichea; Heterotrichida; Blepharismidae.